Messenger RNA from Symbiodinium natans, 11514 nucleotides. NCBI's taxonomy places the organism in Eukaryota, Dinophyceae, Suessiales, Symbiodiniaceae. The record is from the annotation of a GenBank genome assembly.
AUGGAGGGUGCAAUUCAAUGUGAUGCGUGCUCACAAGGUGAAGGCCCCAAUGCCAAGCAUGAUGCUUGCGAGCCCUGCGCUGCCGGUCGUUACGGCACCACAGGUGUUUGUGACCUGUGUGCUGCGGGGAAAAUCUCCGGCGAUUCAAUGAUGGGAGGUUAUGGCCCCGGCCCCGGCUAUGGCGGCUAUGGCAGCUAUGGCGCCAAUGGCAGUGAAGCUGAUGAUGGCGGCGGAGAAGGUGGUGGUGCUGCUGCUGGUGGAGCCACUAGUUGUCAGGAUUGCUGGCCAGGAACUUAUUCCAGCGCGGACCGUACAGGGUGUCUCCAAUGCCCUUCGGGGAAAUAUUCUGCAUCCGCGGCAUCCAGCUGCAGUGAGUGCAAAAGGGGGAGAGAGCCGCUGUACGGAACGGAGUGCAGCAAGUGUGCGGCAGGCCGCUACUCUUUAGCCGGAGAUGCGAAUUGCACGGUGUGCCCUGGAGGCACUUAUUCGGCGGAAGAAAGUUACCAAUGCACCCAGUGUGAUCUGGGAAAAUUUUCUUACAGCGAAUCCAUGGAAUGUUUUUACUGCUGGGAUGGAUGGAUUGCAAAUUCUGGGCAGAACGAUUGCGAACCUUGUGCUGCUGGAACGUACAAAGCAGCGGAAAGUGACUCUUCGUGCACCAGCUGCGCUGAUGGUGAGAUUUCCGAAGCAGGUAUGUCAUGUCAGAAGUGUCCACCUGGCACAUAUGCGAACUCCAAUCACACAGAUUGCGAAGCGUGUCCAACAGGAACAGUCACCACCGAUUAUGGUAAAUCGGAGUGUGCGGCCUGCGCAACUGGGACAGUGGCAGCGAACUCUCAAUACGAAGAGGUGAUCGAGAGUGGACCUGGAGGAUAUGGUGGCAUCGGCAUUGGCAUUGGCAUGGGAAACUUUUUGCCAUGUUCGAACUGUGCAUGCGUGGCUUGCGCGCCUGGGAGUAUUCCAGAUGCAAACAACACUUGUACGGAGUGUGAGGCAGGCAAAUAUGCCGAGUAUGAAGCUACCACAUGCACAGCUUGUCCAUCCGGGACAUACUCCAACGUUACUGGCAUAAGCUCGGAGCAAGCCUGUCUGGAGUGCCCAGGCAAAACUACGGCGUCUGAUGGCGCGACGAGCCUCGACAUGUGCAUCCAGCCGGGCAUCAACCAAUCUUUUCAGUGUGUCCGAGGGAAGGUUUGUGCCAUCUCUGGCUUUGAAGGCGUGGGGCUGGUUUCCAGCCAUCAGGUUGCCGUCAAGAUGGAGGCCUGUGUUGUGGAGCCCACAGACCCUGGACCUGUAGCGGGUUACGGGGGUGAUGGUGGGGGCAUCGGCACGGGUGGCGGCACCGGCAUCGGGGGUGGAGGUUACGGUGGCUUGGAUGGCGGAUCAUCCGGUUAUGGUGGCAGCUCGGGUGGAGGCUACGGAGGCAUCGAUGGCGGAUCAUCCGGUUAUGGUGGGUUGGAUGGUGGAAGUGGCACGGGCAGCUCGGGUGGAGGCUACGGAGGCAUCGAUGGCGGAUCAUCCGGUUAUGGUGGGUUGGAUGGUGGAAGUGGCACGGGCAGCUCGGGUGGAGGCUACGGCGGCGUCGAUGGCGGAUCAUCCGGUUAUGGUGGGUUGGACGGAGGAAGCGGCACGGGCAGCUCGGGUGGAGGCUACGGAGGCGUCGAUGGCGGAUCAUCCGGUUAUGGUGGGUUGGACGGGGGAAGCGGCACCGGCAGCUCGGGUGGAGGAUAUGGUGGCUUGGAUGGCGGAAGCGGUGGGUUGGACGGUGGAAGCGGCACUGGCAGCGGCACUGGCAGCGGCGAUGCUGGCACUGGCAGUGGCGAUGCUGGCGAUGGUGGAAAUAGCAGUGGCACCGGUGAUGGUGGAUCUGGUGAUGGUGGUCCAGGUGGCAACAACACUAAUGCUGGCCCAGGUGACGAUGGAAACAGCACUGGUGAUGGUGGACCUGGUGGUGGCGGCCCUGCCGGCGGUGAAAACAACACUGAAAACAACACUGAUGGUGGCCCAGGUGCCGGCCCAGGUGGUGGCUUAGGUGACGGCGGUGAAAACAACACCGAAAACAACACUGGUGGCGGCCCAGGUGGUGGACCUGGCGAUGGCGGCCCUGCCGGCGGUGAAAACAACACCGAAAACAACACUGGUGGCGGCCCAGGUGGUGGACCUGGCGAUGGCGGCCCUGCCGGCGGUGAAAACAACACCGAAAACAACACUGGUGGCGGCCCAGGUGGUGGACCUGGCGAUGGCGGCCCUGCCGGCGGUGAAAACAACACUGAAAACAACACUGAUGGUGGCCCAGGUGCCGGCCCAGGUGGUGGCCCAGGUGACGGCGGUGAAAACAACACCGAAAACAACACUGGUGGCGGCCCAGGUGGUGGACCUGGCGAUGGCGGCCCUGCCGGCGGUGAAAACAACACCGAAAACAACACUGAUGGUGGCCCUGGUCCAGGCGACGGCGGCAACAGCAGUGGCAUCGGUGAUGGGCCUGGUGAUCCACCUGAUGGCGGUGAUGGGCCUGGUGAUCCACCUGAUCCGCCGUUUCCGCGCAGACUCCAAGGUGUGGACGCUCCAGAUACUUCGGCAGUUGCUGGUUUCGGGACAGACUCUAUAUCAUCUCAGGGCAGCACAACCUAUUCCUGGUCUUUGCAACUGUCAGCAGAUCCUGGGCAGUACAGGCUUUGUUGGUGUGGUGGUGUUGGCAGCGUUGCCUGUGAUACCCUCGACAAUUUCGACACUGACGUGGGCACAAUCGUGGUGCUCGGGCCAUACAUCAAUCAGCAUUUUGCUUGCACGAAGGGCCAUGUAUGUCGUGAUGUUGGUCCUGUGCAAGGUCUCGGGCUGACAGCGGACGACCUUGUCCACUUUCGCGUCGCCUGCACCUUGGAUCAGGCGAAGUUCUUCGGCGCAAGUUUGGAAGUUCGGGCACAGGAGUCACAAGGCAACAUGAGCGGCGAGGUGGACUUAUACUUGUCAUCGCACACUGCGGUUACCACUGCUUCAGCAGAGUAUGCCCUCUGCUGGUGUUCAUCCAUCGGCCCAGGUUGCACGAGCAUGCUGAUGCAAAAUGUAGGGAGCGCCACGGUCUACUUGGAAACCCAGCUUGGGAUCCUUGAGGUUCAGGGCCCUCCUACGGGCGAAGAGGCCGAGUGCUAUCAAGGUCAGGAAUGUGCUAUCCAAAUCAAGGGUGAGAGUCCUGGCUUGCAGGCAGGUGACCGAGUUUCCGUCCUCGAACAGUGUGGUGAGGGAGACUUCCUCGAUGGCCUGCCUACACCGGGGUAUGCGGACACAGUGGAGGGGACAGCUUAUGCUUUCAACAGCUCAGCUGCGCUAGAUGGUGCCCGCUACUUGAUGUCACUUCCGGGUAUUUUUCGGCUGUGCUGGUGUCGUCCAGCAGAAUCGGAAUCUCUGUUUUGCAGCAGCGGUUCAGACUUCAACGUCACAGUGGGCUUGUUCCGAUCUGUAGGACCGUACGCUGGUCAGGUACUCCACUGUCCCUUUGGUUCUCCGUGUCUUGUUACGGACCUACGCGGCAUAGGCCUCUCCUCCGCCAACCUGCUGCUGGCCGUGGCAGACUGUGGGAGCGGGAACGGGACUCUUGCCUACUCGCAGCCACAGCCUGUUGCAUCAUCGUACAAUGCGACCAGUGGCCAACACUACUAUGACCUUGGGCAUUUGGAGCUGCAGAAUUCUAGGCCUGAGCAGCUCUGGGUCUGCUGGUGUGCAGGUGAACCCAAUUGCAAUACAGCUGCUGACUUCCGUGUGUAUGCUAUGAUGCUUUAUGCCGAAUGCCCUCCAGGCUGGUAUGAGCUACAGAGUGCAACGAUUACCUGUCAGGAGUGCCCUCCAGGCUAUUACUGCGCCGGUGGCUACCCAGCCGGGAUACAGAAAUGUCUUGCAGGAAUGACAAGUAUGCCUGGAGCAUCAAGCCUUGAUCAGUGUGUUUGCCGUCAUGGUUAUUUUUGGAACGACCAGCUAGGCGCUUGCUUUGCUUGCCCAGCCGGCUUUUACCAGAAUAUGACGGGCAGACCAGCAAGUUGCACUGGAGUGUGCCCUGCGCAGACGACGUCGACCAGUGGCGCUGCUAGUCUCAUGGAGUGUUCCUGUACAGGGAAUACCGUGGACAUUGACCCCACUCCCGAAGGCUUUAAUUGUGUGGAUUUGCUCAGCCUCGCUGGCAACUUCAGCAGCAAUGACACGCACGUUUUUGCUGCUACACAGUUGGCUUUGUACUCCUUCUCAGGCUCGAUCCUUGUGCUGGAUGCCUCGACUGAUUCAUUGCUGGCAAACAUCUUGGAUGAGCUGUCUGAGCGCGUUGACCUGACUGACAGCACGCGUGCAUCCUUCAGCUUGCUGGCACGUCACAGUGGAAGCUGGUACGUUGACUACGAGGUUCUCAGUCCUGACGCAGAAUUGGCGGAGAUCAUGAGAGGUAGACUUGCGCCCGUGUCCUUUGAUGCCUGGGUUUAUUCGGAGAUGGAAGGCACAGUUCUGGCGUCUGCAUCGGUUGCUAAUCAGACUCCGGUCCAGCACACAGUGCUGACGUGCCCUGAAGGUCUGGGUCUCCAGGCAGGGGAUUAUGUAACUGGCUUGGCUGAUUGUCAGUGUCCACAUGGCAUGCAGCCUGCGGUUACUGGCGGCACAGGAUUGCUGAAUGGCUGCACCAGCUGUCCUAUAGGCACCUACAAGUCAUCCACAGGGGAUUCCAUCUGCGUUGCUUGCCCAUCAGCGGGGCAUGUGCCGCUGACCACGCUUCAGCAAGGUGCAAUUUCUUAUGCCGCUUGCACUUGCUCUGCAGGAUUUGUCAACGAAGACCCGGCAGAUCCGGCGAGUUGUGCUCCUUGCGGCCAGGGCUACUUCUGCCUUGGAGGAGGUGACAAGCAGCAUUGUGGAGAAUCGCAGACGACCAACGGCGACACUGCCAGCAGUCAGUUCGAUUGCUUAUGCCAGGAGGGUUUCAACAGCGCAGGUGCCGGGGUUUGUGAGGCGUGCGUGGCCGGUACGUUCAAGGAAGAGAUUGGGAACUCGCCAUGCGUGGAAUGUCCUGCGGGACAGUUUUCAGAGCCAGGAGCGGAGGAGUGUGAUUCCUGUGAUGAAGGAACGUUCUCCACGGGUGGCACCGGCAGCUGUGAGCCGUGUCCGGCAGGCCGCUAUUCGCCAGAUGAAGAGGCAACAUCAGUGGAUGCAUGUGUGGCAUGUGAAGCCGGCAAGUGGAGUGACCAAGAAGGAGCUUCCGAGCAACAGACGUGCCAGCCAUGUCUUGCCGGAUCGACGACCAGGCAAAGUGGCGCGCAGAAUGACAGUCUCUGCGUACGUCCGUUCCCAGACCAGCCGAGGGAGUGUAUUUCUGGCCGAGCUUGUGCUGUGGAUGGGAUCGAGGGCUAUGGCCUUCAAGAUGGACACCGCAUUGGGCUUGCUAGUUCACACUGCAGUACAGCAAAGGUGGCCGUGCCGAACGUUGCGAACAGUGGGAUUUCAGAUCUGGCCAGCAGCAAUGGUGGCCGAUAUGUGCUCGGAGAAAGUCCUUCGGAGUUUGCGCCUGAGGGCGGCUACUACUCCAUGUGUUGGUGCGCAAACAUUGGUGAUCUGACUUGUGAAGACUUGAACAGCAAUUAUCUGAUAGAAGCCGGUGAACUUCAUGUCAUUGGGCCCAGUGUGAACUCUUUUGAAUGCGUUCGCGGUCGGGACUGUUCCAAUCUGACGCCAUUUCUUGGAUUUGGAUUGUCUGCCCUGGACUCUGUCGCAGUGCGACGGGACCAAUGUGGAUUGACAGCCCAGCUUGCCCUGUCCCCUGAAAACAGUGUUGGCAAGGGCAACUUGUCACUUGAAGAGGCCAGUGGGAGCAACAUGAGCAACCUCGUGCUCAGCUUCGGUAUGUCACAGGCUUCCAGCGACUAUCGUCUUUCCAUCGAUGCGGAUGAUGGAGGUUAUGCGCUGUGCUGGUGUGCCAGCGAUCGUGGCAUGGCAGACGCCUGCAGCAACCCCGAAGACUAUCGAGUGUUUGCAGGGCGCCUGAGAGUGGUGGGCCCGCGAACUAACCAAGAGAGUGAAUGCUUUGUCGGGCAGGAGUGUGCCGUGACAGGUAUGCGGGGUGUCAGCAUGGAGACAGGGGAUCGAUUGAUGAUUCUCUCCAACUGCGGCACAGGAACAGCAUUGCCUGGCUUUCCCAGCAGUGGCAUCAUGGAAACCCUGGAUGGCGUCAACUUUGCUUUCCUGAGCAGCACCAGUAGAUAUCUGCUGUCAGUGCCAGGGAUUUUUCGGAUUUGCUUUUGCAGGCCGCUUGCUGGUGAGGUUUGCGCCUCUGCCUCCAGCUUCCACGCAGCUGUCGGACUGAUGACAGCGAGUGGUCCGUUUGAGCAGACAACCACUUGUGAGCUGGGGAGCUCGUGCACGGUCCAGCUGUCCGGAAUCGGCCUCAUGGGCGGCGACCAGUUGCUGUUCGCCAUAGGCGAGUGCGGCAACUCCACGAGUGUGGGCUCACUGGGCUACCCCAGUUUGCAGGACCCGCUGGAGGUGGAAGAUGGAAGCAGCGGAAUGCAGGUAACCCUGGGAGAGCUUCCUGCAGAAGCUGUGCCUGGCCUGUACCGAGUGUGUUGGUGUCCGCUAGCUGCAGACUGCACAUCGACGACAGAACACCGAGCUCCUGGAGGAUAUUUGCAAGUCAAUUGCCCGGCAGGCACUUUCGCGACAGGUCCUUCCUCAGGAAAGCAAUGUUUGCUUUGCACACGUGGCUACUAUUGUGCUGGCGGACCCGAAGCUACGGCUACCAGGCUGUCUUGUCCAACAGGACGAACCACCCUUGCCCGGGGUUCCGUCACCAGUGCGGACUGUCUCUGUGAUCGAGGCUAUUAUUUUGCCCCCACAUCCAGCAAUUGCGUGGAAUGCCAGAAAGGGGCUUACAAAGAGCAGGUGGGCAACCUGGAGACGUGCACGCAAUGUGAGGCAGGCAACACCACAUUCGACACAGGAUCGGUGGCACCUUCGGCAUGCAUACCUGAAGUCAUCCCAUCUGAUGAUCCAGACGGCGCAGACAGCUCCGGAAGUGCAAGUUUGGCAAACUCAUCGGAAGUUCCUGCCGUGUCCUUCAACAUGUCGCUUUCGAACAUACCGGCCGAUGCGGACCUCGAAACAAUCAGGAACCAAUUGAUCGCCAUGUUUCUUGCGACCUUCUCUGCCAGUGCGAGAGUAGACCCCAGCGCAAUCGAAAUUGACUUUGUAGGCCUGGGCCUGGCGGGAAGACGUCUCAGACGGCUUUUUGACGCGUCGAUGAUCGUCAUCACAAUCAAGCAGCGCAGCGUAGACGAGGCAUCUGCGAUCGUGGCAGACAUGGACGCCGCCACCGUAACGAACGAAGUGACUGCGGCCAUUCAGAACAAUCCGACCCUGAGCAGUGCAGGGAUUACCCUGGAAGCCUCACCCCCAGCGGUCUCCUCCACAACCGUGGAAUGUGCACCCCGCAUGUCAGUUCCACCGGGUGUGCCUGUCCUCAGUGCAGCAGAUUGCCAGUGCAGUCCCGGCUAUACCUAUGACACUGCGGCCCAGGGCUGCGAACCCUGUGCCACGGGUGAGUACAAGGAUACCAUCUCAAUGGAAGCGUGCACGAGAUGUCCCACCGAAAAGUCCACGCUGGAGGUUGGUGCCACCUCGCUUCAGCAAUGCAAAUGUGAGGCUGGCCUUUACGCUGAUGGUUCGGGAUGCUCGUCCUGUGACAUUGGACUUUAUUGUCCCGGCACGGGCGAAGCAGUUGACUGCCCAGAACACUCUACAACUGUUGCCUUCGGCGGCAGGACGGCUGCAGACUGCAUUUGCUUGCAGGGUUACAGGAAGGUCACGAGUUGUCAGCCAUGCGAACCCGGCACUUACAAGCCUACCAUCGGAAAUGAUGCAACGUGCGCGUUGGAAUGUCCAGCCAAUGCAAACAGCGAUCCGGCUUCAUCUUCUUUGGCGGACUGCUUCUGCUUGCCUGGUUUCCAUGCUAUUCUGGAUAACCCCUUUGACGAGGGAAGUCUCGCACGAUGUGCUGGUUGCAACUAUCAGGGCCUCGACUGUCGUGGAGGCUUCGAGAAUGAGACGAACGGUACCACUCAGCGUCGUCACGCGCAGCCUAUUGCACUGUCCGGCUUCUAUCAAGGCGGCCAGUCCAUUGCAGUGGAAUGUGACGUUCUCUUUCCGAACGGCACAAGCGUCUGCAUGGGCGGAGCCGGCUGCGUAGCGCAACGCUUGGACCUCCCAGUAUCAGAAGCUUGCAAUGGGCUCUUGGGAAACGAGUGUGCAGAAGGUUCUACUGGAGUGCUGUGUGGUGAGUGCCCGGCACAGUGGGCCAGAGACGAUUAUCCCGAGUAUUGCCGCCAAUGCCCAGCUGAUGCUUCGAUGGAUCUUUCCUUUGCCAUCCUCUCCGACAUCGGCCAAAAAGUGUUCAUGAACUUCAUUGUGGCGGCAAUGGCGGCAACCUCUGCGGUGAAAGGCAGCGCCAAACUUCACACGAGUAUGAUCCGUCUCGGAACUCAGUGGAUGGCUGCUUGCUCUGUCCUCACACAGUUCAACCUGGAAAGACUGCCUGGUUUCGAGUGGUCCCAACAAGAAGCUGCAAUGGCACAACUCGCUGCCUGCGCGGAGUCCAAUUCCACUACUUGUGAAACUGGACCCCAGGCGGCAACCUUCCCAUGGCCGGAAGAGGUUUCGAAAGCAAUGUCUGACGUCUUUGCGGUCAUGAGCCUUGUGCCCCGGCUGGCAACCGUACAAUUUGCGGCGAUGUGCAGAGCUGGUCAACUGUUACCGAGCAGCCGGAUGAUGACCAUGGUCGCCCCGGGCAUAUACUUUGUCAGCAGCCCCAUCAUCGCUAUCAUCGCCUUGUUUAUGUUCUCAGCAUUUAUGGUGUAUGUUGUUACACCUGCUGCGGGCUGGGUUGGGCUCUUCUUCAAUGACGCCGCCCGCGACAAAAAGAAACGAGCAGGCUUGAAAAAGAAAGCCGUAGAUGUUUUGGUGGACGUCCUGCCGGAAAAGGGUCUCACCUGGCGUGACGUCGAGGACUCAGGUUUCCUCGAGGAGGUAGACCUGACAAUCCUGGAACAUGGACUUCAUGAUCCGCGUGCGUUCAUUGCAGGUGAGAUGCCCAAUUCAAGGCCACUGGCAAUCAGGAUGUGCAUACACAAAGCAAUGUGUUCUGGCUAUCUAGAACAGCUUUGCGAGAAGAUACAUCUUUCGCGGGAUGAACUCUUCGAAGAACCCGAGUUCUUAACAGAGGGUAUGGAUGAGGACGGUUUGACGGACGUUAUUGACGAUCUGUCCUGGACAACAACAAAUACCGCACUGCAGGGUUUCGCUCGUCGGGCCUUGGCAUGGAGGAUGCGACAUCGAAUGCAGACCCGAGCAGCUGAUUGGGGAUUGGAUGUGCGUGACGUCGCUCUUAGUGUUGCUGACAGCUUUGACACGCCAGAGAAGUUGCAGAAGGCAGCCGCCGAUGAGCUGAGCUUCUAUGGAUUUGUUGCUACAAAGUGCGAAGAAUUGAGGAAGAAGCGCGGCGAAGAGGACACUGCCAUUCAAGCAGCUUUGCCUGCCGAGAACACUGGGCUUGAUCCGGACACCCUAGACUUUGGUUUGUUCACGUCGUGGCCAAGACCAUCGCUUUUGCUGUCGCAGUGUGUGCCAGUAAUUUGGGUUAUGCUGCUGGCAAUGUGGCCUGAGCUUUUGUCGCAGUUUCUGAAAAUGGUGUGGUGCACGCCUCUCUCGGAGGAUAACAGCAGUGGUCUGACCGUGGUGAAGCAGCGUUUGCGUCCCCAUCCUGAUGUCGUAUGCUGGAGCUACGACCAUUUUGAGUUGGCGCUCAUCGCUGGGAUCGGGCUCAUUGUGUGGUGCAUUGGGGUCCCCGUGCUACUGUUCUUGCGCAUCUACAAGCUGAAAGACCGCCAGAAUCCUGAGAACUUCCGGAGGUACGGCUUCUUCAUCGAGGGCUAUGAGCCAGGCUUUUGGUAUUGGGAUAUCAUCGUGAAGCGUUUUGACAUCGCGAUCAUGAACUUGAUAACCUAUACUUCCUUGGCCGAUGACCAGAAGGCGAAGCUAUUGCUUUUCCCUUUCGUCUCUGGCGCGCAGCUGGCCAUUGCUUCUUGGUGCAGGCCCUUUACAAACGAUCAGGCAGAGAUCUUGGACUUCAUGGAGAUGUGCCUCUUGAGCUUUCGCUUCGUUCUCUUCAGCAUGGUCGCAGUCCUGCUAAUCUUCAAUCCCUCGGCCGAGGUGACAUAUGUUUUUGCUGGACUGUUGGUCCUGGCGCUGGGAUGCAUCUGCAUGUACUUUGCACUGCAUGUGGUGGUCCAGAUGUUGCGCACAACGGCAGAAGACAUGGAAGAGGAGGUGGAGGAGGAGGACGAGGACGAUCCGUUGAAAGCAUCCCCCGCGCCCGCGCCCGCGCGGCGCGGUUCAGUGCGCGGUCGGAGAUCAAGCGUGAGGGGCCAGGAGAAAGCGAAGCCAAAUCCCAUAGUGCAACUGAUAGGUGAAGUGAAAAGGACAGUGAUCGGAACCGCUUUGCCACUGAUCCAACAGGGUGAGGACGAGAAGGUUUUCAUAGAGUGGUCCAUUACCACUGACAAAAUCAAGAUUGUGAGCACAGAGAAGCGGAAGAAGCUACGCAGGUCUUCAAGCUUCGCGCGGGCAGCGUCCGUCGUUAAGAACACGAGGGCGCAGAUCCUGCGGUUUGGGCCAAAUUACCAGCGGCAAGUCGUUGUCAAGGCAAUGGAGGAGUUCACUGAACUCUGGCUUGAUCAGUUUGACCAGCUCAUCCUGCCUGCGGAUACAACACGCCUGCUCGUUGCCUUAACCAGCGCAAUGAGAAACAUUCCCAAGAAAACGCCAAAGCGCCAGAUCGCCGCGAAGUGGCAAGAAGAAGUAAAGCAUUUGUUCAAGCACCACACCCUUGAUGGACGGCAUGGCCUCGAUCACAAGUGGCACGUGGCUCCGGAUGAGAUUCUCCAUAUGACACAGCGCUUGGCAGCAGUAGGUGCCAAGGAUGCUACAAUUUUGGUGGAGGCAGUGCUGGCGGAGUUGCAUGUGCGUCAAAAGGAGUAUGAGGAUCACCUGAGAUGGGAGAUGGAGUCCGAAGACGAUGACAGCGAUGAGGACAGCAACUUCAACCCUAGUUCCCGAACUCGCUUUGUUCUUGAUCAGGACCCAAAUGAGCAGUCAGAGGACGUUCAGCUGGUUCCACGGCGAAUCGCGCCGAUGACGGAAAGGGCUGCACAAACGUCUAUGAGCGCCUCCUCGAGAGCAGCACACGGAGCGGCAGAAGUACUUGAUGCUGUUCCAACGCAAGCGUUGGCAGGACCAUUGGCAGGAUCAAGCCCGCUCGUCCAGCAGACAAAGGUGGACUCGAGCGGGCUGGAGAAGCCUUCCACACCUUUGGCCUCACCCCGUCCAAGCCGCUCCACUUCCCCACCGGAGGCUCGGCAGCCAGUAUCGGCUUCUAGGGAUACGGAGGUGAGCUCCGUAGUUCCGCCGAUGCCUGACACUGAAAGGCGGACGGCAGUAUGA